Serinus canaria (Common canary) is the source of this 14991-nucleotide messenger RNA. RefSeq names its product DOT1 like histone lysine methyltransferase (gene DOT1L). Lineage: Eukaryota; Metazoa; Chordata; Aves; Passeriformes; Fringillidae. Gene Ontology annotation, biological process: DNA damage checkpoint signaling; regulation of transcription regulatory region DNA binding; heterochromatin formation. The coding region runs from base 291 to 5372 and encodes 1693 amino acids. The record is from RefSeq and is a predicted model, not a curated record. Gene Ontology annotation, cellular component: nucleus. Gene Ontology annotation, molecular function: histone H3K79 methyltransferase activity. The transcript is spliced from 28 exons.
GAGUCCGGAUAAUAGCCCGGCUGACAACCCGGCGCUUUUUGGGAUGCUAAAAGAGCCGGGGAGGCUGAUGUGAAACAUGUAUUUCCCUCCGAGUCUAAUUAGGGCCGUGGGAGGAGAGAGAGCGGCGGCGGUGGUGCAGCUCCAGCCUCCCACUGGCUUCCACACAAAACUGAAAGUGCGGCUCCUUCCCCCGCCUUCCGCCGCCUCAAAGGAAAGGCCACGGUGCCCUAAUGAAGCCGUGGUGAGCCGUGCUGGCCGUGCCACACUGUGAUGAGUAAGUUGAAUAGUGCAUGGACAAACACCACGAUGCUGCUCAUGAAAUUAUUGAGACAAUUCGGUGGGUCUGUGAAGAAAUCCCAGAUCUCAAGCUUGCCAUGGAAAACUAUGUUUUAAUUGACUAUGAUACAAAAAGCUUUGAGAGCAUGCAGAGACUGUGUGACAAGUACAACCGAGCCAUUGACAGCAUCCACCAGUUGUGGAAGGGGACCACGCAGCCCAUGAAGCUGAACACGCGUCCCUCCAACGGGCUCCUGCGGCACAUCCUGCAGCAGGUCUACAACCACUCGGUCACCGACCCCGAGAAACUCAACAACUACGAGCCCUUCUCGCCCGAGGUCUACGGAGAAACCUCCUUCGACCUGGUGGCCCAAAUGAUCGAUGAGAUUAAAAUGACAGAGGAUGAUUUGUUCGUUGACUUGGGCAGUGGUGUGGGGCAGGUGGUGCUUCAGGUGGCUGCAGCCACAAACUGCAAACAUCACUACGGAGUGGAGAAAGCUGAUAUUCCAGCCAAGUAUGCUGAGACGAUGGACAGAGAGUUCAGAAAAUGGAUGAAAUGGUAUGGGAAGAAACAUGCAGAAUACACACUGGAAAGAGGUGACUUCCUCUCAGAAGAAUGGAGGGAGAGGAUUGCAAACACAAGUGUUAUUUUUGUGAAUAAUUUUGCCUUCGGGCCCGAGGUGGAUCACCAGCUGAAGGAGCGCUUUGCCAACAUGAAGGAAGGUGGGAGAAUUGUGUCCUCAAAACCUUUUGCACCUCUAAAUUUUAGAAUUAACAGUCGAAACUUGAGUGAUAUUGGCACUAUCAUGAGGGUGGUGGAGCUGUCACCACUGAAGGGCUCAGUGUCCUGGACGGGGAAGCCAGUCUCCUACUACCUGCACACCAUUGACAGAACCAUACUUGAAAACUAUUUUUCUAGUCUCAAGAAUCCAAAACUCAGGGAGGAACAAGAGGCAGCUAGACGUCGUCAACAAAGAGAAAACAAAAGUAACACAACGACUCCAACGAAGGUCCAAGAGAACAAGGAUUCUGGUGCUGAAGAAGAAAAAGCUGCAGCAAAUUCUGUUAAAAAGCCAUCUCCCUCCAAGGCCAGGAAGAAGAAGCUGAGUAAGAAGGGCAGGAAAAUGGCAGGGAGGAAACGAGGGCGCCCCAAGAAAAUGAACACGGCGAGCACUGAGCGCAAGACCAAGAAGAACCAAACUGCACUAGAACUUCUGCAUGCUCAGACUGUCUCCCAAACAUCUUCAUCCUCUCCUCAGGAUGCCUACAAGUCACCUCAUAGCCCAUUUUACCAACUACCUCCUAAAGUGCAAAGGCAUUCGUCCAACCAGCUCCUGGUGACACCCACCCCCCCUGCACUACAGAAGCUGCUAGAUUCCUUUAAGAUCCAGUACAUGCAGUUCAUGGCAUACAUGAAAACUCCUCAGUACAAAGCAAGCCUGCAGCAGUUACUGGAGCAGGAAAAGGAGAAGAAUGCUCAGCUGCUGGGGACAGCCCAGCAGUUGUUCACGCACUGCCAGGCCCAGAAGGAGGAGAUCAAGCGCCUGUUCCAGCAGAAGCUCGAUGAGCUGGGAGUUAAAGCUCUGACCUACAACGACCUGAUCCAGGCUCAGAAGGAAAUCUCUGCUCACAACCAGCAGCUGAAAGAACAGACAAAACAGCUGGAGAAGGACAACAGUGAACUCAGGAACCAGAGCUUGCAGCUGCUGAAGGCUCGCUGUGAAGAGCUGAAGCUGGAUUGGUCAACGCUGUCACUGGAGAACUUGCUGAAAGAGAAGCAGGCCUUGAAGAAUCAGAUUUCUGAGAAGCAAAAGCACUGUUUGGAACUGCAGAUCAGCAUCGUGGAACUCGAGAAGAGUCAGCGGCAGCAGGAGCUGCUGCAGCUCAAGUCCUACACCCCCUCAGAGGAGCCCCUGCCAGUGCAGCUGCACAGCAAAAGCCACCUGAGCCGUGACCCCGAGGCUGAGCAGGGCAGGUUCCAGCUGGAGCUGGAGUGCUCCAAGUUCCCCAUGCCCCACAUCAAUGGCAUGAGCCCCGAGCUGUCCAUGAACGGCCACGCCACCCCCUACGAGCUGCAGCACGCCUUCAGCCGGCCCUCGUCCAAGCAGAACACCCCCCAGUACCCCAACUCCCACCUGGACCAAGACAUUGUGCCCUGCACCCCCAACCACAGCAGCAGGCAGAAGGCAGACAAGGUGACCAGCCUGGCCCUCCCUGAUUACACCAGGUUCUCCCCUGCUAAAAUCGCCCUGCGCAGACACUUGAACCAGGACCAUGGAGUCAAUGGAAAAGCCACAGCUAAUGAGAUACAGAGAGCUGAGCAUGUCAAAGAGAAUGGCCUUACAUAUCCAAGCCCUGGAAUUGCAAAUGGCAUAAAGCUGAGUCCUCAGGAAACUCGGCCCUCCUCCCCCGCGGCCUUACCCAGUGCAGGAGAGAAGGUUUUUAGAGAGAGAACCUCUGUGAGUAAUGGAGAAACUAUCACCAGCCUCCCUAUCAGUAUUCCUCUGAGCACAGUGCAGCCCAAUAAACUCCCUGUUAGUAUCCCUCUGGCCAGCGUAGUCCUACCUAGCCGUGUUGAGAAGGUGAGAAGCACACCCAGCCCAGUUCACCAGAGCAGAGACUCAUCAACACUUGAAAAGCAGAUUGGUGCUAGUUCUCAUAAUGGCAUAAGCAAUGCUGCUGGAAACAAGCCUCUGGCUUUGGCUACCUCAGGUUUUUCUUACUCUUCUGGCUCCGUGGCAGUCAAUGGAAAUCUUACAAACAGCCCAGCCCAUCUUAACCAUAGUGUUGAUCAGGCAGCUCUGGACGACUCUGGGAGUCUCUUUAACUCUGUAGGGUCUCGGAGUUCCACUCCACAACAUCCUUUGCUAAUGAUGAGGAACUCUGGGCAGAACUCCCCUGCUCAGCAGCACUCGAGCCCCCGCUUAGGUGGCCCGGCCCAGAGCCUGGCAGGGGGACUGCAGAGUGCAGAGGCUCAGAAGAUCUUUGCCGAAGGAACAAAGGGGGAGCCGCAGUGUGAUGCAGCGUUUUCAGAUCCUGAGAACGAGGCCAAGAGGAGAAUCAUCUUUACAAUCUCUCCUAAUACAGGACAUGUAAAACAAUCCCCUUGCAGCAAGCACAGCCCCGUGGCCGGCAGCUGCCAGGCCCACGGGCAGGACGGGAAGAAGCGGGGCCGGCGGAAGAGAUCCAACACGGGCAGUGCCAGCGGGAACGGCGCCGUCUCCCCGAAGCGCAAAGCCCUGCCCUCGCUGGCCGGGCUCUUCACGCAGCCCUCGGGCUCACCCCUCAACAUCAACUCCAUGGUCAAUAACAUUAACCAGCCCUUAGAAAUAACAGCCAUUUCCUCUCCUGAAAACUCCCUGAAGAACUCUCCUGUUCCUUACCAGGACAAUGACCAGCCCCCAGUGCUGAAAAAAGAGAAGCCCCUCGUUCAGAGCAACGGUGUCCAUUACUCCCCCCUGACAUCGGAUGACGAGCAGGGCUCUGAGGAUGAGCACAAUAGCAGCAGAAUUGAGAGGAAAAUUGCAACAAUAUCAUUGGAAAGCAAAUCUCCGCAGAAGACUGUUGAAAAUGGUGGCAGCAUAUCGGGGAGGAAACAAGCACAAAGCAACGAGAGCAUGAACAGCAGCAAAUGGAAAUCGACUUUUUCACCGAUAUCUGACAUCAACCUGACCAAAACCACCGACAGCCCCUUGCAGGCCGUGCCAGCUCUGAGCCAGAACUCCCUGUUUGCCUUCAGGCCGCCCUCCGAGGACGGGCUGCCCAUGGACACCAAGGUGCCAGGACACCCCAGGAAGAGCCUGGCAGUGCCCUCGGAUGGGCUGAGCCCUGGCACAAACCCCCCCAAUGGCUUCAGCUACAACGGGGGCCUGUCCUCCGAGCUGGGCCUGCACGGCUUCAUGGACGGCGCCGCUCUUCCUCACAAAGCUGGGGAUGCCUCGGCUCCCAACUGCUCCCUGGGCUUCCCCUCGCAGCGAGGCAAGGACCUGGGCAUGUCAGACACCAACCUGUUCCUGAACAAGAGGCAGCUGGAAGCUCUGGGCACCAAGGGAGAAGAGCUGAGCCGGCCAGGGGUGAAGGGCAAGGAGCUCAGCGAGCUGGGCACCCGCGCGGGGGGGGCUGUGGAGAAAAACUCCGUGCAGCACAACGGGAAGGUCGGCAAGGGAAGGGACCGAGACCUGGAGUUCAAAAACGGCCACAACCUUUUCAUUUCUGCUGCUGUUUCGUCUGGUGGCCUUCUGAAUGGUAAAAGCCUUUCUACUGCUGUUUCCUCAGCAGGGAACCCAGCGCCAUCUGUCCCGACGCACCAUCCCUUCCUCAACACUCUGACCACUGGAUCACAGUUCCCCCUCGGCCCCAUGGCCUUGCAAGCAAACCUCAACUCGGUGACAAAUUCCUCAGUAUUGCAGUCCUUAUUUAAUUCAAUGCCAGCUGCUGCCAGUCUGGUCCACGUGUCAUCAGCUGCAACCAGACUGACUAAUUCUCACACUAUGGGGAACUUCUCUCCUGGGGUUACAGGUGGAACAGUUGGAGGUAUUUUUAACCAUGCGGUGCCUUCUGCCUCCUCUCCUCAUCAGUUUGGAGCCAGUUUCAGCAGCAGUGCUGUCUCUAGCAGCACCGUGCUAAGCUUAAACCCUCUGCAGGCUGUUGCCAGCACCUCAUCCUCAUCCUUCCCACCCUCUUCCUCUAAUUUAGUAACAUCUAGUGAGACUAGACCUGCUCAGCACCUCAACAGAGCUCCAGUGCAAUCUGUCUUCCAUCCCCCUCCACCCCCUCCUAACGUGUCCUUGCCUCCCCCUCCUCCUUUACUCGCUUCUAACUCCGAGCCUGCUCUCCUGCAGAACCUGCCCUCCAUCCCUCCUGGCGAGACGUUCCUGCCCUCCUCCUCCUCUGCUCCUGUCCAGUCUAACUCUUCUUUGUCUCUCAAACUGGCUUCUCUCCAGCACAAACCCUCCCGCCCCUCCUUUACCGUGCACCACCCUCCCCUGCCCCGCGUGCUCCCGCAGCCCAACGCCGCUGGCACGGCCGCUAUGUGGGUGACCCUUGGCAUGCAGCCUCCUUAUGCUUCGCACCUUUCGGGGGUUAAGCCACGAUAAAGAGCUUGCUUAGCUAACAGUUCUUGUUUUGUAAGGUAAGGCCAGACACAAAACCAGAGGAGUUUGCGUGCGAGAUGCUCACUGACGCUUCUUCCUUUGCAGAGAGAGGUCGGGGCCGGGCUCCGUGAAACAAGAACCUCUGAAAUGGGGAGAGUGAGCCCUAAAAUGGGGGAGAGGAACCUCCAAAACGGGGAGAGGAACCUCUAAAAUGGGGAGAGGAAUCUCCAAAAUGGGGAGAGGAACCUCUAAAAUGGGGAGAGGAAUCUCCAAAAUGGGGAGAGGAACCUCCAAAUUGGGGAGAGGAACCUCCAAAUUGGGGAGAGGAACCUCCAAAAUGGAGAGAGGAACCUCUAAAAUGGGGAGAGGAAUCUCCAAAAUGGGGAGAGGAAUCUCCAAAAUGUGAGGAGCGAAUCAGCUGGUGGCAGAGGAUGGGAAGUGUUGGUGCUCUGUUCUGGGAGUCAGGAUUUCUCGACAAGGAGUGCUCACAGGGGUAACUCUGCUCUGGCUCAAGGUUAUGUUCAGGCUGAGGUCUCUUCAUAGAAAGAAAAAAAUGUUCUUUCUGGAGGUAGGAACAGGAGGAAAUGUCUAUUUUCCAUGUGGUUUUAUACAGUUUUUGGAAAUGGGUGUUGCCCAUCUGAUCCCCCUCCCCUCUUGCACAGCCUGUUCAUCCCAAACCAGCCCUUGUCUGUAGCAUUGAGGUGCCCAAAGGUGCCUCUUUGUGACUCUGUGUGACAAUGUGGUGGUCAGUAAAAACUGCCAGUCAAAACCAGCUGCUCUACAUAGUCAUAAAGUUAAAAAUCUCUGGGUUAUAAGCUUCAGCUUUGCUUGGAGAGCAAAUUCCCUGGGCCUGCAGUGCAGUCAGUGUCCCCUGCAUCACUGGAAACACAACCACGGGUAGCAGAGAAGGGCUGUGACUCCCUGUCACUUCCCUGUGCUGGACUUGCUGCCAGGGCCAGCAGGAACAGCCCCAGCAGAUGUUUUAUUUUUGCUCACAAGCCCUGGGGGCACAGGGAAUGUGCAGAGGGAAGUGGGCUUCACUCUCCACAAAGGCUGUAGGAGAGGAGGGUUCUGGAGGCUGUGUGCAUUUCUCCUGCAGCAGGUAUUUAUUGAACUGUCUCUAGAAUAAACUGUACCACCACAGAGCUGGGUCCUGUGGUUCAUGCAAACACUCUGUGGCAAUCCUGCUGUACCAACUGUGCUUGCCAAGUGCAUCCAGCGUGUCCAGCCCCAGAGCUGGCUCCCUGCUUUCCUUGUAGGUCUGUGAUGUUGUUGCUGUCCACUGGUACCAAAGCUACAAACGUGGUUGAACACACUUUGCUGCUUAUAAAACUCGAUUACAACACUCCUGAGAGAGCCUCUGUGCAUUGUGUGUAGUGUCUUCCUCCUCAAAUUCCUCCUCAGACACCACAAACCCCUGGUUAGGCUUUUGGGAGGCACGUAAGUAUUGCCAGGUCCUUCCCUGCAGGAAAGGGAGGCUGAGCAAGGGCUUUGUGUUCCAGCAGAGAUGGGCUUGGAAAACCCCAAAAGGAGAGAGGAAGGGGAUGAUGAGGAGGGUCUGUGUGUGAGGACAGUGUGAGAAUCUCUGUUGAAAUUACCUGGAACUGAGACCAUGCUGGGCUAGGAUCCAUCAGGUGUGACAGUCCCUGUCACUGAAAAAUACUGAAAAUAGAGGCAAAGCACAAAAAGGACUUGUAGAAGAGAGGCUGGGUGUCAAAGCUGGGUUGUGGAGCACAGGAGCAGAACCGAUGGUGCCAGAGGUGGUUGUGAUCCCAAGCCCUGUGACUCUAAGCCAAGGUAUUGGAGCAGUGCCCUGGAUUUCAGUGAGAGCAGAAAUGGGUUCAGAUGGGUUCAGUCCUUGGGGAGCCAGGGCUGGAACCAGGAAUUUGGGACUGAAAUAAUCUGCUUUGCUUCUGUGCUGGGAGAGCUGGGGGUGCUCACCUGGAGAGGAGAAGGCUCCAGGGAGAGCUCAGAGCCCCUGGCAGGGCUUGAAGAGGGAGAGCUUGCAGGAGAGCUGGAGAGGGACUGGGGACAAGGCCUGGAGGGACAGGAGCCAGGGAAUGGCUCCCACUGCCAGAGGGCAGGGCUGGAUGGGAUCUUGGGCAGGAAUUGUUGGCUGGGAGGGUGGGCAGGCCCUGGCCCAGGGUGCCCAGAGCAGCUGGGGCUGCCCCUGGAUCCCUGGCAGUGCCCAAGGCCAGGCUGGACAGGGCUGGGAGCAGCCUGGGACAGUGGGAGGUGUCCCUGCCAUGGCAGGGGUGGCACUGGAUGAGCUUUGAGCUUUUUUGUUACAAUAAUAACAAAACUCAAAGCAGAUUAAUUUUUACUAUAAAAGGUGAAAUACUGAGGGGGGAAAUACCUUUUUUAGUCUUUUCCCCUCACUUGAUUUCAGUCCCUAGGACAGAGUUCAACACAGCCACAGCUUGAAAAACUGCAGCAUUUGGAGGGGCCACACCUCCCUUGGACCAUCCAUCCUUCCCUCUAAUUGGGAUUGGGUCAAGAUUUGCUUCAUCUGAGGAGGUCUUGGAGCAAUGUAGGAAUGACUGACACAUCUAACAACACAGCAGGUUUUUGCCUUUUAUUCAGAUGAGUCUCUUCCUCUCCUCCUGUUGUGCAGGUAACUAGGAUUUCUACCUCAACCCAAUGUGACCUAUGCAAGGACAACGUGGACCAACUUCACUCGGCUUCCACUGAAAGGUGCUCACCUGGCCUGUGCAGGGGUUUCUACUCUUACUACUGGACAAAAUAAAAACCAUAAAAAAGACCUAAACAACAGAGCAAACAUUUACUGUGAAUCUGACUAAAAGAAAAGAAAAAAAAAAAGGAAAAAAGGCAAAAAAAAAAAAGGCAAAAGAAAUGCUUAAAGCUCCAGUUUGUAUUGUUGAUAGUUUAGAUAAAGUAUUUAUCUUUUUUUUAAAGUGAAAACAAUUUUGACUUAUUUUAUUCCACCUAGAUUCAUAAAUACAAGUUAUUAUUAUUAAAUUCUCUGAAUACUAAAGGACUGGCACACCAGCAGAGAUGUAAAAGAGCCUCCUCGGUGCUAUUUUGUCCGUCAGAACUGUGCCUCUGGUUUGAAUCCUUGGUGCUGAUUUUGGGGGGUUGACCAAUGCCAAACCCAGUUUUUAAAGGUCUGCAGAUUAUUUAUUCCCCUGACUGUUCAUAUCCCAAAAUCCUCUUGGUUGGCAGCCGGGGCUGGCAGAGGAAGGAAUUCUCCCCCCAGGGUUUGGUUCAGACUGAGCCAGGCCCUUUUUAACUGGGUGGGUUUUAAUUGAGUUGUGACUAAUGAGGGCUCUGUGCUCCCCUCUGGAGCAGCCUGGGCAGGCACAGCUGGAACAGGAGACAUCCAAGUCCUGCCCCAUCCAAACUCUUUCCCUGGGCCAUUUGCAGGUGCUGGUGGCACUGGGGUCACUGUGAAUUUUGGUAGCUGGUCUGGUAACUCGCUUCUUGGGGCUGGCCUUGGUGUUUGAGCAGGGUGUGUGCUGGCUGGUGCUGGUGCAGCCCUUUCCCCAGCUUUGGGAAGAUUGAACAUGGUGUUUCUGUCCUGCUGCAGGCUGCAGAGUUUGCUCAGCUCGUUCUUUCCUUCCAAGCACGACGUGUUUCCUUGGUAGGGUUUUGAUACUUGACUCUGACCCGGCUUGGCCGUGUACAUGGAUUAACAAGGUGCAUUUUGCUUUUGUGUUCCUUUGCUUUUCAGUAGGUUCUCGAAGGGUAGUUCACAAAAACACCCUGACCUGGCUGCCUGUGCUGUCACUGUCCCCCGGGGGCAGGGACCUGCGUCGUGACUCGGUGUCGUGUGUGCAGGAAGGGCUGAUUUUAUAGAGCUGUGAUGAAAACUCCUGAGUUUCCUACACUUUAUUUCCUUUGGUUUUAGUUUGUAUAAUGCACAAUGAACCUGUAAAAACUUAUUUAUUCAAGUGCACAAGGUGAGGAGGAGAAGGAGGAUCCAUUUAAGUAGAAAUCAGGCUGGUCUGAGUUCAGGCCAGGCCAAGCACCAAUUUAAAAAACUGCAGUAGAAAGGGGAUUGCAACAGCAAAAUGACUGGAAAAAAAUCACAUUCAGGCUUUGGAAAACACCUCCCUGCUGCCCCUGGUGCUCAGAGGGGCCACACUGUCCUUAAAUCCCUUGGAGUGCUCCCUGGUGAGUCUCCCACUGCAGCAGUCAGGCACUGGCAGGAGCCCCCCAGGGUCCCAGAGCUGCUCUGGCUCUGGGGGCAGUGAGGUCCCUGGGCCCUCCUGGAUCCAGCAGGGUUGGGAGUGUUUGGGGAGGGGCUCAGGGGCUGCUCCCUCCCUCUGCAGGGCUCAGCUCUGUGCCUCACCCCGGGCAGCCUUGGGGAGGUUUAGGAGCAGGUGCAGUUGUGCUGUGGAUUCCUGGCUGUGUCUUCCAUGGCAGCCUCUGUGCAGCCCCUGGGCUCUGGCUUGGCCUCCUUAUCCUCUGGGAAGGGACUGAAAGCCCCCUUGGGGGUAUUUUGGGAUUUCUGCUUUGUGUGGGACAGGGUGUGUCCUGCUGAGGGACUGGCAGCACAAGGAGAGCCUGGGGAAGGGCAGGAAUGCUCAGAGGGGGAGAGGAACAUCCAGUAGCUUCUCGUAGGAGCCAAACACAGUGAAUGUCCUGGAAUCCAGGAGCUCAGUAACCCAGAUGUUUUGCAGCUGGGAGUUGGGCAGCUCCAGCUUCUGCCCCAGCACACAGCAGAGUGCUGGGGCCCCUGGAGACUGUAAAUGAGUGAUUGCUGAAGGGGCAGCAGCCUUAAUUAAUUUCCUAAUUACCUCUCCCCCAUCGUUUAUAUCUCUGGUGAAAGAGAGAGACGAGGAAGUUCAAGUGGAAGCUUUUCAUCUCCCUGCUUUGAUCAGAUCCUUUCCUGCAGAGGGACCAGGAUUUGGUGCCCCUUGGAGCUCUUGUGCCUCCCUUCACCUCCAGCCACAGAGAUCCAGGAAGAAAACUCAGCUGCCAUCCCUGUCUUGGCUUGGGUGGUGCCCAAGGCACUCCCAGGAUUCCUGCUGGAGAAGGAACCAACCCACAGAUCCCAUGGAACCCUCUGUGCUCUGCUCCAGGCCUGGGUCACCUGUGUCACCUGUGUCACCCUCCCUGCUGGCACCUGACACUCCCUACAUGGUGAGGAAGGACAGAUCCUUUGGGAAUGAUGUGCUCUGCAUCCAGCAGCUCUGGGGAGCCAGGCUGAGCUGUCACAGGUCAGGGUGGCCUGGCCACUGUCACCUCACAGCUGGACUCACUGAUCUGAAAGAUCUUUUCCAACCUGAAUUCUGUGAUUCCAGGACCCUUUGGAGCAAAGGCUUUGGGGGAGGAGUUUGUCCCCUGCUCUGUGCUGGGUGCUGUGGAAAAGCAAAGCCUGUCUGUGCCUCAGUGUCACCUUUGUCACUGCCUUGGUGGCCAGCCAGUGCCCAAGGCAGGGCUGGCUCAGGAGCAGCCUCAGGAAUGGGCAGCACAGCCCCUGGAGCUCAGCACUCACCUGUGCCUGAGCCACUGCCACUGCAGGAGUUUUGACUCUGUGACUCUCCAGACUCAGCAGGAAGGGAAGCAGACCCAGGAGUGAAUCUUUGGGGUUCCUGGGAAGGGAUCCAGUCUGCCUGAGCCUCAGCCUCCCCCUGCCUGCUGCCAUCCCAGUGCCCUCUGCUCCCACCCUGCCAUCCCACCCUGGAUGGGAUGAGCUGCUCCAGCCUUGCUGGUGUCCCCCCCACCCCAGGCCCUGCACUGCAGCUGCUGCUGGUUGUGAUUCCCAGGUUGUGCUUCCAGAGGGGGCCUGCUCAGCACUGGGGGAAGCCAAGGGGACACUUUGGGGCCGGUGCCUCGGCACUGGCUGAGCUGGGAGAUGUUUUUGCCAAGAGAUUCCUGGUUUUGUCUUCCCUCUCCCUGACCUUUUAUUGCUUUGCCAUGAUCUGGGGCAAGUUCAACUUAAAAUCUUGGACUCACAGAACAUCCUGAGUUGGAAGGGACCUGGAGACUCCUGGAGUCCAGCUCCUGGCCAGUCUCUUGCUGCUCUGUGUGCACAUUGGGAAGAGCUCUCACCUGGCUGGAGGCAGACCUUGGAUCCAUGUGGCCACAGCUGUGACCCCACUGCUGGAACACUGAGCCAGGAGCUGAAACCUGUUUGCAAUAAUUGAAGAUCCUCAAAUCAAAGCCAAACAGUUCCAAAAAAGAGAAUUUCUCCUGCUGGGUGCUGGGUCCAGUCCUUCUGGGGCUGUCACACCAUUCCCCCUCCUCCAGGCCCCUGCUGCCAGCAAAGGACUCGCCAGGAAGCAAAAACACAUCUUGGAGCAAGGCUGCUGCCAGAAAAAUGGAACUUCCUGACGGCUGUGCUGAGAAAAACCUGUCCCUGCUGCUGAAUGUCAGCCUUGAGGAACAAGGCUUGCGUGGGCUCUUCCUUCCUUGGGCAUUUGCCACCUCUGGCUCCCCUGGGACCCACAGUGCUGGGAGGGCUCCAAAGGCACUGCACCUAAAUUUGGGAUUUGCUGCAGAUGAGUAAUUCAGCAGCAAUUCUUCUUCCAGCAGCCAGGGGUGUGGAGACACCCAGCAGCUGGAUUGCUGAGGGAGAGAGUGGGAAAGCAUUGCUGAGGAUGUGGAGGCUGGAUCUGAGCUGGUGCAGGGGAUAAAGGGGCUUGGAGGUGUCCCUCCAUCCCCUCUAGGCUUGGCACAAACGAGGCUGUUCCCUGCAGGAAGGCCUGGAUCAGUCUGGAGUAUCUUCACCUCCCUUCAGUUGUGGAUGCAGUGGGAGAGAGGAGGAGGAGGGCAGCAGCUUUUGGGGGAGCAGCAGGGAGUGCAGCACCUCCUCACAGUCCUGGCAUCUCCAGCUCCUUCUGAUCACCAGGAAUUUGUGUCUCUUCAACCACGCAGAUCAGAAAUUCUUGUGCUUCCAUCUCUUUACCUUCCUUGCUCUUGGGGCAGCACUUUAUCUUCCAGUUCAGGCUCUGUGCUCCCUCUGCUCCUGGCUGGGGUUGGGCUCUGGGCUCAGCCUGGCACGGGCAGUGGGAUUCCCCCUCAUUGCUGGGAUCAGGCUGAGCUUGGAGGGUCUGAGUCUGGGGUCACAGCCACAGUCCCUGAGGUCCUGCAGGCAGGCAGGUGACAUCACUUGCUCAUGAAUGGAUUUCUCAUCUCUUUUUGAAUCCAGAGAUUCCAAAUCCCCAGGACUUGACGCUCCUUAGUGUGAAACUCGCCCAGCUCUGGGUCACACUCAGUUCAGCUGAGUCACUUUCUUCUUUCUUUAGUCAAAUUUGAUCCUUGACGAGGUCCCUUGAGCGAUUGCAGCCUGGGAGUGGAGAGGUUUCCAGUCUGAUCAGCUCUUCCAUCCCACCUGGAAACAUGUCCAGCAUUGCUCCAGGGCUGCUUGGGGCUGUGUCCCUGCCCUCAGCCCUGGGGACAGGUUUCCUUCUGAGAUGUGUGCUGGGGUCACUUCAGCCUUCUUUGGGGUUGGACUAAAUGACCUUUAUUGGUGCUUUCCAAUCUUCCCAAACUGUUCUGAUUCUGUUCAGACACAUCUGGGAGGAGAUGGGUGAGAGCCAGACCUGCCUCACCUGCUGCUCCUGCACCUUCACCCAGCUCUAUGGGCUACCACAGCUCAGGUGCUCCCCAGCACAGUGAAUUUACUGCCUGGGGUCCUUGUUUCCAUCUCAGCCUGGGCUGCCCCUUCCAGGUCUUUUCCUGUGGCCAUGGGCAGGCAGCCUGGGCUUUGCUUCUUGCUGGGCUUUGCUUCUUGCUGGGGUUGUGUGGUCAGGAAUAUUUUUCCACUUGGAAGAGAGUCCAGGUGACAGGGGGGUGGUGGCAAGGACAGUCCCAGUCCCAGCAGUGCAGAGCUGCUGGGGACACCCAGCCCUGGCUCAGGGAGGGGACAGCCAGUGCUUCCAGCUCCUUUGAGUCCCUUCAGGGCCCACCUUGGCACUGGGGAUCUGUGCCCCCUGUGCCACCUGUGCCCCCAGGAUGCUCUGGCCCCCCUGCCCUGCUCCAGCUCCAGCUGAUUGGGACUCCCAGUGCUGGGAGCUGCUCUCAGGCUGCUGCUGGGGAUUCCCCUCCCUGCUCAGCCCUCCCUGGACCCUUCCUUCCCUCCUCAGCAGGGCUGGAGCUCCCCUGGGGCCACCUGCAGUGCCUGGCCCAGGGUCACUGUCCCCAGGAGCUGCUCCUGGAGCUGCCAUCCCCAGGCUCUGGGCUCUCCUGUCACUGGUGCUGAGGUGGCGUCGCUCGGUCACGUCCUGGGUGACCCCUUUGAUUUUGGUGCUGGAAACCUGAGGGGUCUCUGUGUGUUUUGUCCUGGAUAACUCCACCCUGGAACAAUCCCAACUCCCAGGGCUGGCUGUCGUGGAAAAUUCUGCUUUUCUUGUUUUCCCUGAGCCAAAAGCCCAGAGGGGAUUCAGGACUGGGAGCAGGGGAGGGCCUUGGGCAGGGCUGUGAACCCAAAAUGCUUUUGGGGAGCAGAAACUUCACAGUGUUUUUGUGAACUAUCUUUGCAGCACUGAGGAAAAAUCACAAGAAUUGGAGUUUUGGGAGUACAGAUGUGCAGUCAGUGUAUGAAUAUUUGAAGUCUUACUGGUUUUAAAGGUUUUUAUUUUUUUUUUUUUCUCCAUUUUCCGCUCCAUUUGCGGAUCAGGUUUUCACUAAAAGCUGUUUCAAAAUGUUGCUGUGCCAUAUUUUAUUUAUCCUUAUACAUUAUAAAUAUAUAAAUAUAUAUUUAGACUGAAUAUUGCAUUGAAAGAUGCUGUUUUUGGGAACUUCAGGGUUUGAACCCGAGACAGAAAAAAAUUGGGAAAUAAUUCUCCAGUGUUUUUACUGUUUGGGACCUUCUUCCUGAAGAGGCUCCUUGAGUUCUUUAUGGUGUAAAAACAAAAUCUCAUCUGAAAAUUCCAAGUUUGACAAUGCUAACCCUGAAGUUCUCAGGUUUGUGAUCCUUUGGUUUUCUCGAGGUACAUCUGGUUGCUUUUCUGGUGCAGUCAAAUAAUUUUUUAAAAGGUUUUGUCUCUGGAGUUAUUGAGGAAAAGGUGGAAUGGGUUGAUCCAUCCUGCUUGGCUUUUUUAACCUAUUAAUCUUUGAAGUGAUCGAUUUCCAAUUAAAACCCAACUUUUUAGGUCUCUGUUCUACUUAAACUUUGUAGGAGUGAGAGCCUGCCCUCGCUGAGUGGGACUUGGAUGGGGAAAGCAGUAGAUGAUGAGGUUGCUGUUGCUCAGGAAUUGAUUAGUAAACUUUUAACUACUAAUAAAAAUCCAUUUUUCAAUGGAUUUUUAGAAAAACCCAUUUUCUUAGGACAGUGGUAUGGGAUGUUUCCUAGUGAAUAGGAAUUAGUUUAUAUAGUUUAGCCUAUUAAACCGAAUUAUUUAAAAUUCAAACUUCCCCUAAUUUAUCUUUUUUUUUUUUUUGGUUGGUUUGGUUUUGGAUUUUUUUUUUUAAUACUGGUAAGUUGUUCUGUCAUUCCUUUCAUUCCUGCCUAGCAGUAGUGUGAAUUCUGGUGUGUAUAUAUGUAUGUAUAAUAUAUAUAUUUCCACCCGGCCUUUCAAAUUCUCCACAAUGUAAGAGUUAGUUUUUGCUCCCCUGCCUCCACUUAAUUUCUUGUGUCUCCCUUGAUUUGUAAUUGAAACGAUGCUUUGAAGUUUUGUCUUUAUAUUAAAGUGUCUGUAUUUUAAUACACCGA